GCACAGUCGGAAAAUAAAGAGGAAGUGAUGAGCACGACAUCGAGCAAGAUAUUUCACAAAACUACUUAAACUCUUUCAGGCUCACAUAUCCUCAAUGUGUGCUGUUGAACGCUGCAUGGACAUGAAAUUGUAAGCUUUCUGCAGUGUGGGGAAAUUUAAUGCUGGCCAAGUUUUACAUUUGAGUUACAUUUCCUUCGUAUUGCGAUGUCUAUGAAAACAUGGCCUCCUGGUACACAGUGUGUCGCCAAAAGUGACCACACAAGACCUAAACCCAAUGAAGUCUUCUAUCACAAAGGAGACAUCCUUACUAUUUUAGGUUUGGAGUUAUUAAUGGGGAAGUCCGUCUACAGAGCCAAACACAACAGGACAGGUGAAGAAGGUCUGAUCUUUGCUUCUAACAUGCGAGAACGUGAGGCCCUACGUGUAGACCCCAGUCUCAGCCUUAUGCCAUGGUUCCAUGGGAAGAUCUCAGGUCCAGAUGCUGUAAGCAGACUGCAGCCAAUGGAAGACGGUUUGUUUCUGGUGCGUGAGUCUAUUCGGCACCCAGGUGACUACGUCCUGUGCGUAAGCUUUAAGGAAGAGGUUCUUCAUUACCAUGUCAUCUACCAGGAAUCCAAGCUGACAAUUGACAAAACACAGUACUUUUACAACCUCAUCGAUAUGGUGGAGUUUUACUCGAAGACAAAAGGCAUUAUUGCUACCACACUCCAGAAACCUAAAGUGAAAGAGGGAACUAAGUCAGCUGCACUGCAACUAUCCAAAACGGGCUGGCUAUUAGAUCUCUCAAAGCUAACUUUGGGUGAAAAUAUUGGAAGUGGCGAGUUUGGAGCUGUAUUUCAGGGCGAGUACAUGGGCAGGAAGGUGGCAGUAAAAAACAUAAAAUCUGAUGUCACUGCUCAAGCUUUCUUGGAUGAAACUUCUGUUAUGACGAAACUGCAGCACAGGAAUCUGGUACAGUUAUUAGGCGUGAUUCUACAUAAUGGCCUUUACAUCAUCACAGAAUUUAUGGCAAAGGGCAAUCUGGUGAAUUACCUGCGAUCACGAGGACGCUCCGUUAUUACCACUGUUGAAAUCCUGCAAUAUGCUCUAGAUGUGUGUAAAGGCAUGGAAUAUCUGGAGUCAAAGAAACUUGUACAUCGAGACCUAGCUGCACGUAACAUCCUCAUAUCUGAGGACAAUAUUGCCAAGAUCAGUGAUUUUGGCCUGGCUAUGGGUGACUGUCAGAGCAUUGACAAUACGAAGUUACCUGUGAAAUGGACUGCACCUGAGGCCUUAAACAACAAGAAAUUCUCUACAAAAUCAGACGUUUGGAGUUAUGGUGUGCUUCUUUGGGAAACAUUCUCCUUUGGCAGACAGCCCUACCCCAAGAUGACUGUGAAGGAGGUGAAGGAGCAGGUGGAAGAGGGAUACCGUAUGGAGUCGCCCGAAAACUGUCCAUCCGACAUAUAUGCCAUCAUGAGGCUCUGCUGGGAUAAAGACCCCAAAAUGAGACCAGCAUUCCAUAAGCUUAAAGAGCGUCUACAGUCUGAGCUGAACAAACAUGAGUCUGCCACAGAGUCCUAAAAUCAUUUUCUCCAUUCAAACAUCUGCUUUCUUCUGAGAAGACCAGACAUUAUAAAUAAAUAAUUAAAAUAUAUUGUACUGGACACAAAAAUGCUCCUACUGUAAGCCUUUUCACCAAGUUUUGUUACAGAAUGUACUCAAUAUUUCACUUUCUAAUUUAUUUUUAUUUAUCAAACACUUUAUUUCAAGAGAAUUUCCCAAUGGAUGUGAAAUAUACACAAGUAAGGACGCAGAUCGCAAAGCAAUGGAAGAAUGAAGCUGUUGUUAUAUAUGCUUUGAAAGCUGGCAGACGUGAAAAGGCGCUCAUAAAAAGUUGCUAUGGACUGUGGAUAUAUGGAAAGAAUAUGAACUCAUCAGCAAACUGAACAGCAAAACUUUGAGAAAUUUGUGGAGAAGAAUCUGUCUAUCUACAAAUCAAAAGACUCAUUGGGUGACAGAAUUUCACUCAUUCAUUUGCCUUUCUGUCUUGAGAGGAUAAAUGUAAACAACGGAAAAGUAGGAGGAGACUCUUCUGGGGAUUAAAAUUCAAGAUCUAGAGUA
This is a messenger RNA of Tachysurus fulvidraco (yellow catfish), 2103 nucleotides long. RefSeq names its product megakaryocyte-associated tyrosine kinase (gene matk). The transcript is spliced from 13 exons. Gene Ontology annotation, molecular function: protein binding; ATP binding; protein tyrosine kinase activity. Lineage: Eukaryota; Metazoa; Chordata; Actinopteri; Siluriformes; Bagridae. Gene Ontology annotation, biological process: protein phosphorylation. The record is from RefSeq and is a predicted model, not a curated record. Bases 205 to 1563 code for a protein of 452 amino acids.